ACAGGCCCGGCCGGGCCCGGCGGCCCCGGCGCUGCUCCCGCCGCUCCCGGGAUCUCCCCGGGCGGGAGCCGCUCCCGCCGCUCCCCGGGACCUCACCGGGGCAGGUUUCAUCUGAGAGUGAUCCCACGCCGAUCUCACCGGGGCAGGCUCGGCCGGGGCGGCUGCGGGUGCCGGGGCAGGAUGCGCUCCAAGCGGCUCACCACCGAACCUCCGUGUGUAACAGAAGAAAUGUUAGAAGAAUGCUUAGCCACAGAUGAUAUGCUUGUGGAUUUCUUUAAUGAAUUUUUGAGUCUUCCGACCUUUGCCCAGCCAGUGAAGUUUAACUCUGAUGUUGGAGCUUUUGAAGUAGUUAAUUAUGCCCCACGAUGCCUGGAAAGCCGGCCGAAAAAAAUUCUACAUGAUCAAAAACCUCUAAGCCCCAUUUAUGAUGUUCUAAGCAAAGAAAAGAAUGAUGGGCAGCUCUCCAAAAUGUACAGUGCUUCUUCAACCUUCAGUAUUGAUCCAAAUUACAACACUAUGCAACUUGAUCAAGAACAAGCAAUUGAGUGGAUUAAGAAAGAAAGGCUUCCAGCAUUUCUAGAAAGUGACUGUUACUUUGAAUACAGAUUAGCUAAAUUGAUAUCACAGGUAGAAUGGAGCAAGACUGGCAUUAAUUUCAUUAUAGAUAAUGACUACUCUCCCUGGAUAAGGAAACAAAGGCCAAGUUCUCCCCAUCCUGAGGAGGAUGACUCUUCACUGACUUCAUUGACUAUGAAGGAGUUCUAUGUAUCACUUGGAGAGGCUACAGUUUCCCAGGUAAAGGAUUGGUUUACCUUGGCAAAACAAGGUGAUUCUGUGAAAACUACAGAUUCAUAUACACAUCCUGUAGUUUCUAGUAAAAUUCAAGAUACUCAGCAUUUGCCUGGGCAGCAUAAAAGAGAUGAAUCAUUACCUGGAAAAGAUCCCCUUCUGGGGACAGCAUCUGCAAAAGCCGAUGUUACCAGUGAGAGAUCUAGAAAGGCUGAGGAGGGCUGCUCUGUGGCCAUUGCUGAAGCUCCUUCCCACACACAUUCAAGAGUUUAUCUAGACCCAAAAUGGCACAGUGCAGUAGAAGAAGAAGAUGAACAGGGAAGCACGACUUUUCAGACAGCAGAAGAAUUCACAUCAGCAUCCUCUCAAAUUUCAAUGAAGGAACCCAUUUCAGAGCUGACCCUCCAGCCAGCUGCUGACAUUGAAACCUUGGGCUCCAAGGAAGGUGUCAGAAAACAAGGAAGCAUAAGUCCCAGUUCUGAAAGUGUUGGGCCAGACAGCAGGGCUGCCUGGUGUAUUAGUCAUGGGACGUAUGACACUGGCAACAGACAUGAGUUUGAAAGAUUCAAGAAGUUCAUUAAAGGAACACUUGGGGAGAGGUACUGGUGGCUCUGGAUGGAUAUUGAAAGACUAAAGUCUCUUAAGAACACUACAAGGCAACAAAGGCAACUCAGUAAGAUGAAAAAACUGUAUCUGCUGAGCAGUGGAGACUAUUUCCUCAGUUCAGAAGUCUUGCUCAGACUUGAGCUACUGCAUGGAGAUCAGUGGAAUAUAAUGCAUUUAAGACAGAUUCAGCCUGAAGUAGUGAAACCACUUCUUCUUUACUGGGGUCCCAGAUUUUGUGUCACUCAUUCAACAGCAAUAGAUUCUGCCAGUGCAAAACUGAAGUUCUGGCAUACAUGUCAAGAGAGACCAAGAGUGGACAUUGAUCCUUUCCCACAAAUAGUAUCAUUGUUGCCAUUGACCCAAAAGUCUGACAUACCACCUUCCCUUCUUCAGAGAUCAUCAAGAUUGCCACCUACUCUCACAGGGAGUCCGAUUCUCCAAAGGGAUGAUACUUCUGGUACUAGAAUGUGGCCAAUGUCAGUGAGCACACACAUGAUUCAUAGCUUAGCUCUGGAUGGGACCAAAGAUUCAGAAUACCAGGGUCGUAGAAAGUACACCUAUGCUGAGCUUCUCCACGGAAAAAGUGUUGCUGGUAGUGUUGUCUUCAGGGGAUCAGGAAUUGAAAGCAUGGUACAGUCUCUUUAUUUGGAGAACAGAGCAGGCUACUACUUCACACAAUUCUGUGAGAAGUCAGGGAAUAAGUUGUGGAAGAACUGUGUGUACUUUUGGUUCGACCUACAGGCUUAUCAUCAGCUUUUUUACCAAGAAACCCUUCAGCCUUUUCAAAUAUGCCAGCAAGCUCAAUUCCUUUAUGCAACUUACAUUGCUCCAUCUGCCAGUAUGGACACUGGACUUCAUCAGAAUAAGAAAAAUAGGAUUUAUCAGAAAAUUGACCCAGCUUUUGAGGACCUUUUUGACCCAGCAGAAGAACAUAUUCUCACUGUCCUGCUGGAACCAUGGAUGAAGAUGGUGGAAAAAGACAAAUACACUUACAGAAAGGUGGAGUUGGUGGAAGAAACUCAACAGCUGGACUACGUGUACUUUAGAGAGCUCCAGGCUUUGAAUCAAGUGAGCAGUUCCAAGAAGGAUGAGAGUAUUGUUGCUGACACGGGGGCUCUCAAAGAAGAUCACCGCUUGCAUCAAGCUCCCAAAGAAUUGGCAGGUCCUAAUCUGUCUGACCUGAUCCAUGACAAAGAGAAGUUAAAACAGUUCCAGACUUUUCUUAAUAAGCAUUCUGCUAGCAUGGAUCUCAUGUGCUGGCUAGAUAUUGAAGAGUUCAGAAAGAUGCUCCAAAAGGAUAAAGAAAAAAGUCAUGAAAAAUCUAAAGACAUUAAAACCAAAUACUUAAACAACAAGUACUUCUUUGGACCAAACAGCCCAGCUACCAGAGAGCAACAAGAAAAGCUAAUGCAUUCAGGUGGAGGAAGGAGACAAAGCCUUCAUGAUCAAUUUUCGGCAGCAGUUCUGCUAGAGGUUCAGCAAUUCGUCCAGAAGAGAUUAGAAAAACAAUGGCUGCCAUUGUUCCUGGCAGAUAAACACCAUGGGGCAGAGGAGCAAGCAAAGAUAAAGGACAUAACUGAACAUCUUUCACACAAAGACCAGCAAAAGACAACCAGGAUGUGGAAGCAUGUGGACAAUAAGAGUAUUUCUUCAUCUAGUGAAAUUAUUGCUUUCCGCAAGGCGCUGUUGGAUCCAGUGACAGCAAAUCUGUUUCAACACUUUGUGGCACUGAAGGGAGACCUCCUGGGGAACGGAGUGCUCUUUUGGCAAGAGGUGCAAAAGUAUAAGGACUUGUGCCAUUCUCAUUGUGCUGAUGCCAUAGUUCAGGAAAAGAUCACAGCUAUUAUUGACUGCUUUAUUAAUUCUGCCAUACCCCCAGCUUUGCAGAUUGACAUCCCACCUGAACAAGCAAAGAAGAUUGUGGAGCAUAGGAAAGAACUAGGACCUUACAUUUUUAGAGAGGCACAGGGCAAAGAAGCAGGGAAAAAACUCAUUAAUUUGGCUCAACUUAAGUCCUUGACUCAACCCAAAUCCUUGACUCAGCCUGAGCCCUUGACUCAGCUUAAGCCCUUGACUAAACUGCCAAGGAGUGUUUUGCUAGAUGAGAUUGAUAUGAAGAGAAGAUCAUCAACACUUUUAGCAUCUACAGAAGGACAUGGAAGGAAGGCUUCCUGGUCCUAUUCCAAGUACAUAGAAGCCUUGGAGCAGGAAAGAAUACUUAUCAAAAAGCAAGAAGAUCUGGAGAAAACCUCAUCAUCAUUCCCUGCAGGUUCCUUGUUUAUAUCCUCCCUGAAGCCUGAAAGUUCUGUAAAAGCCACCAUUCCUACAAAGACUAAAUUCUGAAUCUUCCGAAGAAGCAGAAGCACAUUAAAAUCUCUCUGAGGAAUGGAAUGCAGAGAUAUUCAAUGGAGAUGACCAGGAGACAUAAAUGUAAUGUGCAUGCAAGGUUUGUUCUUACAAUUCUAGAGCAAAGAUGAUGACUUGCAAUAUUAUUAAGAACCAUGAGAUCAAGGCUAGAAAAUAAACAUCUUCCAAUGUGUUCCAUUUCAACCUUAUUGUGACACUGGCUCUUGUAUAAAUAAUUCAAUAAUACACCUUGAGGCUCAGAUCACGGUAGGAUUCCACUGAAGUAUGGAUGGCACAAACUAUUAGGUAGUCUCCAUCUUAAACAUCUUAUAAUCAAACCCAGUUCUUCAGUGCCUGAUCUAAUGAGUAAGUAAAACACUGCCUUGAACUGAAAACCCUGAAGCAGGGUGUUUUGACACACUGUGCUCUCACUGUGCAAUUCACACAACUUCUGUUCAUCGAGGAUAACACAUGAGGUCUCCGAGUUAUUAUAAAUCCAAAUGCUCUUGUUUCCUCCCAAUUCAAUCUGAUUCCUGUUCCAAAGUUCACCUUCUGUCUAAUUUCUGAGUUUUGAUCCACAAGAAAGGCUUAAAAUCUAUCAGGACAGAGAUAAGAUUGGGACCUUCUAUACAAUAUCAUUAGUCCCAAGGCAUUACUCAACAGAAGGUUGCAGGAGCUCAUAGCUCUUGUGUAGCUCUCCCUGCUUCUAAAAAUUUUUAAAAAUACUUGGGGCACAGUUGAUGUUGGGGACUAAGGACCAAGGAUUAAUUGAGAAAUUAAGAGGGGGUAGGGGAAGAAUUAACUACCAGGCAACAGACAGGAUGAUACUAGACCUCUCCACAUUCUUCAGACCUCUUUAAAAACCAGUCCCCAGCCACAAAGCUGUUGGCUCCAUUCUUCCCCACAUGUGUGUAAUGCAUGUAAAAGAAAGGAUGAUGAGUAAGCUCCAGUGAGCUCAGUUCCCGAGGAUUAGCCCUGAGUUAGGGGGUCUCUGCUGGAGUAAGGCUGGCAAGGAAGAAAUACACUUUCUUUUAUGGAUGCACUUUUCUUUUAUGCCCUGAUCAUAUAUUCUCACAGAAGGAGAAGGGAGAUUAUUGGUUCAAUUCCUGCUUUGUUCAUGGUUCAGAGUUUGCUUCAUGCUUGUCUGCACUCAUUCUGUGUUUGAGUUACCUGAAAAAUAUGUUUUUGGUGGAAGCUACAAGGGAGUAAAACACAAAAUACGUUUUCCUAAAUGUCACAAAUGCAGUCAGCUUUAAUGUUCAAUAUAUCUGAGGAGGUUGGAAUGCAGCAUCUUGUAGUGAGCAAAGCACAUGUGGUACUGUGUGGCCUACCGCUCAUUAAUGUGAAAGGCAGAGAAGAAUCAUGAAGUGCCAUAAAUGCAGCGAUGUAUGUCACCCAAAAAAGCACAUGGAAGGCCACCUUCUGACUGCUGUGGUCAGUACAGUGCACGCAACCAAAUGCUGGAGUAUGGCAGGCUGUUUAUGUGUUGCUGAAUUCUUCCCUUCAUGGAAUUUUGAGGCAGUUAAGUAAUGUGUAGGCAUUGCUUAUCUUAUGCUUGUGUUUCUGACAUGAUUAACACUUGGAUUACUUAAAAAAUUAAAAGUAUUUUCCAGAUAUUUGUUACAAAUUAUAAAACUCCUUGUGAAUGUUCCAGCCUUACCAAAUAGUUAACACAAAUUUACCAGCAAACUUGCAAUGCAAAAAACUACUCGCCCAGACAGCUGUGAUCAUUGAUAUCAUACAUGUUAAUGAAACUUAAAAAGAAGUACUUAAUUAGUGAAUAGAAUUUUUCAGACUUGCCCUAUUCACUCAAAAUUCUGCAAACUGAAGUUUACUCUCAUUCUAGUUUGCUAUUCUGUCUCCAGGGUAGCUGAAACAUAAGGGUGUAUGUAGACACACAUGCACUGUUUUAUUGCCACGGCCAUGUCUUCAGUACGCAACUGAGAAGGAUCACAUGUGUCAGUAAUGCUAGUACUACAUGUCAUAUCAUUAUUUUCAUUUUAUGUGUGAGUUUUAAAGAAAUACUGGGCAAUUGAACAGAGAAUACAUUAAGAGACAGGGACUGGAUUUCUAGGUUACUGGAUCUAAUCUAAUGCAAUGGCAGAUACCCUAGAAUUGCUAUUUGGUGAUACACCAGAAAUGGAAUACUGGUUUGAGUCUCAUCCCAAGGGACCAGUUCCAGCAGGGAGUCUGAGAACUGACUAAGUAUUAUUAGUGAUUCUAUAUCACUUCAGAACACUUGUACUGCUAUUGUCUUUUUGUCUUUCUCUUGAGAUCUAUUCUCUCUCAGGUUCCUGAUUUACCACCUAUGUGUUUUAAAGAGCUAGAAAAGUUUUUUCUCAACAACCCUAGCACCUCUGCCUUCAGACAAUUAAAAUUUAUUCCUUGUUUAUUUUAAGUACUUAUACUUUGUAACACUCAGAAGUCUCUACAGCAGAACAACAGUUCUCUGGGAAGUUUGCUGUUACAGACAAUAAAACCAAUUCUCUUUUUCAGAAACUUGCAAACCUAGAAAACUUCUGGAUAGAUGUAUGUUCUAUUGGUGUUAAAAUGCACAAUGUAAUCAUACUCAUUCAGACUUACUUUUGAUGUUUACUUCCAAUUAAUGGACUGUAAUAGUCGAAUGAUUAAUUUGGAUUUUUAAAGAUGUAAUUUAAAUUCAUAAAUAUUUACAUUAAGAUGCUAUUACGAUGUAUUUCACUUUUUUCUCAUCAGACCUGACGUUUAUUAAAGCAAUUUGUAAUUUUUGA
Molecule: messenger RNA, 6491 nt
Organism: Taeniopygia guttata (zebra finch)
Lineage: Eukaryota; Metazoa; Chordata; Aves; Passeriformes; Estrildidae
Gene: RGS22
Product: regulator of G protein signaling 22
Biological process (GO): regulation of signal transduction
Cellular component (GO): nucleus; cytoplasm
Molecular function (GO): G-protein alpha-subunit binding
Source: RefSeq, a predicted model, not a curated record